Messenger RNA from Williopsis jadinii, 816 nucleotides. RefSeq names its product CDP-diacylglycerol--inositol 3-phosphatidyltransferase (gene PIS1). Lineage: Eukaryota; Fungi; Ascomycota; Saccharomycetes; Phaffomycetales; Wickerhamomycetaceae. Bases 109 to 783 code for a protein of 224 amino acids. Gene Ontology annotation, cellular component: membrane; Golgi apparatus. The transcript has a single exon. Gene Ontology annotation, biological process: phosphatidylinositol biosynthetic process. The record is from RefSeq and is a predicted model, not a curated record. Gene Ontology annotation, molecular function: CDP-diacylglycerol-inositol 3-phosphatidyltransferase activity.
AAACAAUAGGUGUGUUCUCCUCGUACACAGGGAAAGACUACAAGUAUCACCGGAAGUGUUGGUGCUUCGGAUACUGUUUUUGAAUAGGAUACCUCUGGUCUUGACAAGAUGUCUACAACGAUUGCUACGACAAGCACGAUUUUCCACUACAUUCCCAACUACAUUGGGUAUCUGAGAGUGAUCACGGCCAUUGUGUCGUUUCAACUCAUGAAGAGCCACCCGUUAUACUGCAUCACCAGUUACUCGGUAUCUUGUCUCUUGGACGCGCUCGAUGGGCAUGCGGCCCGCCACUUCCAUCAGACCAGUCGAUUUGGUGCGGUUUUGGAUAUGGUUACGGAUAGAUGUACAACCAGUUCCUUGAUCUGCUUCCUUUGCGUAUUGUACCCUCAAUAUGUCUUCAUCUUCCAACUGCUGGUGUCCCUAGAUUUGGCAUCUCAUUACAUGCACAUGUAUGCCACUCUACAGACCGGUGGUACUUCUCACAAGAGCAUCGACAAGGAGAGCAACUGGCUGUUGAGAUUGUACUACACAGAUAGAAACGUUCUCUUCACGAUGUGCUUCUUCAACGAGUUGUUCUACGUGGCGCUGUACCUUGCAUACUUCCCAAUUUGGGACGUUACCGUCUUUGGCAAGACUUUUUCUGUCUUCUCCGUCGGUGCAAUCAUCUCUUUGCCCUUUUAUCUCUUCAAGCAGUUGACUAAUGUUAUCCAACUAGUCAGAGCUUCUGUUCUCUUAGCCGAAUUGGACGUUGCUGACUUGAAGAAGAGCAAUAAGAGUAAUUAGCUUCAAAUACAACACUUCUUAGAGUCUUCAUAG